Messenger RNA from Pocillopora meandrina, 342 nucleotides. The record is from the annotation of a GenBank genome assembly. NCBI's taxonomy places the organism in Eukaryota, Metazoa, Cnidaria, Anthozoa, Scleractinia, Pocilloporidae.
GUACAUUCGGUGCUCAAGGCCUUUCUGUUCACUUUGGCAUUAGCCGAUUUUGGAGCUGGUGCAAUUGUCAAUGAACAGGCAGGUUGAUUCCUGACGGACGAUCGGGAUGAUAUACCGUGUCUUCGAUCGGGACGAUGAUAUUGUGUAUUAGUCAAGAAGAAACGGUUUGUCACCUUACUUAUCUUGUUAUGGCUACUCACCAUUGCAGGAAUGUCGCUACCUCUGUGGAAUCACAACUCUUACAACGCCUUUGCUAAUGCUGUACUAACACUGUUCUUGAUCUUAAUGACCGCUCCAUACUUGGAGAUUUACCCGAGUCUUAAACAACAAAAUGGCCGUUAG